GUCACUGUCACAUUGACAUGUUUUUAAUGUUUACUUGGUUUACGUUCGAUUUGUGUAGCACGUGUGUUUUGCGUUUUAACAGUUUGAUGAUGAACUAGUGCGUAUUUCGUUAAAAUGUCUAGACUCAUUGUAAAAAAUCUCCCAAAUAAGGUUACAGCCGACAAUCUUAGAGAAGUUUUUGGUCAGAAAGGGGAAGUGACUGAUGUUCAGCUUAAAUAUACAAAGGAUGGUAAGUUUAGGAACUUUGGUUUCGUGGGCUACAGGACGGAGGAACAAGCGGCGGCCGCCAAAGAAUACUUCGAUGGGACUUGUAUACGUUCCAUGAAGAUACAAGUAGAGGUCUGUGCGAAUCUUGGUGACGAGAAGAAACCUCGGGCGUGGAGCAAAUACGCACCAGACAGCACGGCUUAUAAAAAAAUACACAAAGAUGAACUAGCAGAGCAAAAUAAACUUGAAUGGGAACAAAAACGUAAGAAGAAAGCUGAAAAAAAUAAAGACAAAAUUAAAGAACUUCUCAAGAAGCAUAAAGAUGACCCACUCUUUGCUGAGUUCAUUGAAGCACACGUCAAUGAUAAAACAGCUUGGAUCAAAGAUGUGUUUGAAAAGGCUGUGAACAGUGAUGAUGACAGUGGGGUCGAAGACGAGAAUGCUGAUGGUAAACCUGAAACUGACACUCCUGAAGGCAAACCUAACACUGCAGCUGAAGCCACUAAACCAGCUGAAAGCAGUAAAAAGGAGGAGAAAGUUGCCAACAAGCAAAUUAGUGACUUAGAAUAUAUGAAACUACUCAUGAAGAAAGUGGAUGGGGUUACAAAUAUAACUGAAACUGAAGAAAAACAAGAAGAACCAAAACCUAAGAAAAUAAGGAAUAGAGAACUAUUUCAUAUUAAGAUAACAGGACUGCCAUUUAAAUGCAAGAAGAAAGAUAUAAAAGAGUUCUUCCGACCUCUAGUGCCUUACACCAUCAGGCUUCCACUUGCUAAAGGACGGAAACUAUCUGGCUUCUGCUUUGUAGGAUUCAGAACAGAGAAAGAAGUAAAGAAGGCACUUGUUAAAGAUAAAUUGUUUUUAGGUAACCACCGCUUACAUAUAAACAAGCAUGAGAAUAAAGCACAGAAGGAAGCAGAGGAAGAAGAACAAACCCAAAGAAGAAAAGAUCAAGAGAAAGGCAACAAUGAGGAGAGUAUAGGCGAAAGCGGCAGCAUUUUCGUUCGAAAUCUGCCAUAUGUUGUCUCUGAAGAAGAACUUACAAGUCUCUUUGAAAAAUAUGGGCCGCUAGCAGAAGUAAACUACCCAAUAGACAAAGUCCUCCGGCAGCCGAAGGGGUUCGCGACAGUAACGUUUGUGAUGCCCGAGCACGCUGUGAAGGCGUAUUCUGCGCUGGAUGGCACGGCGUUUUGCGGCCGCAUGCUGCACCUACUGCCAGCUAAGACGGAGAAGCUAGAUGAUGAAAGCGGGGACGAGGGUCUAUCCUUCAAGGAGAAGAAAGCGAAGAAACUGAAGGCACAAGCUAAGUCCUCACACAACUGGAACGUGUUGUUCCUGGGUGCCAACGCCAUCGCCGAUGUCGUCGCAGCCAACUACAACACCACUAAAGAACAGUUACUCACUGAGAAUAGCAAAAACACAAGCGCCGCUGUGAGAUUGGCUCUCGGCGAGACUCAGCUGGUGGCGGAAACCAGGGCCUUUCUAGAAAACAAUGGAGUUUAUUUAGACGCCUUCAAUAAGCCCCCAAAAAGGAGAUCGAAAACAUGCAUCAUAGUGAAGAAUCUACCGGCAAACACAGAAAGGGACGAAAUAAAGAGUUUGUUUGUAAAACACGGACAGAUCGCGAGAUUCUUAAUGCCACAACAUGGGAUCACUGCGCUCGUUGAUUUUGUAGAACCUUUUGAAGCUAAGAAAGCCUUUACGAAAUUAGCCUACUCCCAGUUUAAAUCAUCGCCCUUAUAUUUAGAAUGGGCACCGGAAAACGUAUUUGUCAAAGGAGCGGAAAUUACCGAAACACAAGAUAACGUUAAAAAAGAAAACGAUGAUGCAACAGAAAGCAAUGAAAGAAAGACAAAAGAUACAGGAACUGGGAAACAAAAAGAGAUAGAACAUGAAAAGGAAGUAAAAGAGCCAGAGGAAGAUCUAGGAGAACCGGAAAAUGAUACGACCUUGUUUGUUAAAAACGUUAACUUUAGGACUACUGAGGAAUCUUUAAGAAAGCUGUUUUCUCAAUGUGGAAAACUUCACAGUGUGACGAUAGCCAAGAAAAAAGAUCCGAAGAACCCAGGCCAAUCCUUGUCAAUGGGUUACGGGUUCGUUCAGUACUACAGGAAACAACACACAAAUGAAGCAUUGAAAUCAUUGCAAGGCGCCGUGUUAGAUGGCAAAACAUUAGAAUUAAAACGAUCAGAGAGGGGGAAUACAAACGAAGUGAAAACUUCAAAGAAAAGCACAAAGGACUCAAAACAAAAUGGAACCAAAAUACUCGUUCGUAAUGUGCCAUUCCAAGCUAACAGAAACGAGCUCCACGAAAUAUUUAGAGCGUUUGGAGAAAUAAAAACACUAAGGUUACCGAAGAAAUUAACGCCGGGAUCGGAACAGCAUCGUGGAUUUGCCUUCGUUGACUUCCACUCUAAAGCAGAUGCAAAGAGCGCAUUUGAAGCACUGUGCCAAUCGACCCAUUUGUACGGACGGCGACUGGUGUUGGAAUGGGCAGACCAAACUGACGAGAACGAAGACGUCUCCGCCCUCAGAAAGAGGACGGCACAGGCUUUCAACGCAAAGACUCCCGGCGGGAAGAAAUCGAGGAAAGGCGCCGUGGAUGUGGAAACAUUUGUGGACGGUGAAAAAGAUAUGUGAAAUAAUGUAAAUAAAUAAUUACUCUA
This is a messenger RNA of Pectinophora gossypiella (pink bollworm), 2873 nucleotides long. RefSeq names its product probable RNA-binding protein 19. NCBI's taxonomy places the organism in Eukaryota, Metazoa, Arthropoda, Insecta, Lepidoptera, Gelechiidae. The record is from RefSeq and is a predicted model, not a curated record. Bases 115 to 2847 code for a protein of 910 amino acids. Gene Ontology annotation, molecular function: RNA binding. The transcript is spliced from 15 exons.